Caenorhabditis angaria is the source of this 501-nucleotide messenger RNA. NCBI's taxonomy places the organism in Eukaryota, Metazoa, Nematoda, Chromadorea, Rhabditida, Rhabditidae. The record is from the annotation of a GenBank genome assembly.
AUGAGAUCUUUCUCAUUAUUCCUCAUCGCUGCUUCAUUUUUCAAUUUAUCCGAUGCUCAAUCUGCUCUGCAAAUCACGCAAAGUAUUGCAUCAAAAAUAGGACAGGCAAAUGCAUACAGCAACAAGAAUCUAUUCUUCUCAGUUAUGCAUCCAAAUUUGCAAGUUCAUAUUUGUGGUCGCACUCUCAACUAUAAUCAAUUUUAUCAAUAUGGUAAAACGAAUCAUCCAACUAGAAAAGCUCAGGUUGUUUCAUCAGUACAAACUCAAGAUGGAAUUUUGAACGGUGUGAUUAGAGUUGUUAAUCAAUUUCAAAGUUUUGAAAUGAAUUUGGAUGCAGUAAAUACAAAUUCAGGUUACAAAGUAAUCAGAAUGGUUUUCCCACCAGUGCCGGAUUGUCAAAGAGCUCAACGAAAAUCCUAUUUUCUCCCUUGGGCGGCGAUCUUCACAGAAGUAGCCUUUAAGCUUAUAGAUAUCGCUGUCGAUGUGGUUAUAAAUGGUUAA